ACUAUCUUAAUUCGUCAUUUUUACAAUAUUUUACACAUCAUAAUUUGACAAUUUUGUAAAAUUUCAACAAAUUAAUUUUAUAUUCCUGUGAUUAUGAUUUACCCUAAAACAUAAUUUCAAGUGUAUUGUGUAUCUAUUAGUUUCUUAAAAAUAUAUAAAAACAAUGGAUUUUCGUACAUUAGAAAACGAAAAUCUUCCACCUCUGUCGAGUACCCCUACAGAAGUACCAUUGCCCAAGUAUCCAAUCUGGACUGUUGAGUAUUUUCAAAAGUAUUUUGAUGUCACUUCAGAAGAUGUACUUGAGCGUAUUAAAGGAGCAUUGAUCCCUACUUACGGAGUCAAUUACUUACAACGCUAUAUCAGAGCAAAACCAGAUGUGUACGGGCCGUUUUGGAUAUGUUUGACUUUGGUGUUUUCUAUAGCCAUCAGUGGAAAUGUCGCGAAUUACAUUCAAGUAGCUGCUGAUCACGACUACCAUUGGAAGUAUAAUUUCCACGCUGUGUCUUCGGCAGCCACGGCAAUAUUUUUAUAUGCUUGGUUACUACCACUAAUGCUAUGGGCCUUUGUUAAGUACAAAGAGCCACAGUUUAAUCUUAGCUACUUGGAACUGCUGUGUUUGUAUGGAUACUCUCUAUCAAUAUUUGUGCCAAUUUCAAUUCUAUGGGUAAUCCAAAUCAAUUGGUUGCAGUGGCUUCUGGUCGCAGCUGGCACACUAGUGUCAGGUUAUGUAAUUGUAUUUUCAAUCAUGCCUUCGUUAGGACAGAAACCAUUUGCAUUUAUAUUCUUAAUAACUAUUUUACAUUUGUUUAUGGGAACAGGAUUCAUGCUAUAUUUUUUUCAUGUCCCACCAAUACAGAAAUCUUAAUAAAAAACUCAUCAUAUUUUUAUGUUCAUGUAUAAUAUAAUGAUAAUAAUAAUAAUUAUGUAUAAAUAUUUAAAAUAUUCAAAUAUAUAAAUGAUAAGU
Acyrthosiphon pisum (pea aphid) is the source of this 964-nucleotide messenger RNA. RefSeq names its product Yip1 domain family, member 1 (gene Yipf1). Gene Ontology annotation, cellular component: Golgi apparatus; membrane. Lineage: Eukaryota; Metazoa; Arthropoda; Insecta; Hemiptera; Aphididae. Gene Ontology annotation, molecular function: small GTPase binding. Gene Ontology annotation, biological process: vesicle-mediated transport. The record is from RefSeq and is marked provisional.